AUGAAGCCGCCAUUGCCGUCUGCACCAAAACCGCUUCCCUCCGCGCUCGCGGCCCCGAAUCCACCAAAGCCGGCUCUACAUGUCGCAGAGCCUCAACCCCCUGCUGCGGCUGCUCCUCACGCGCACACUCCUGCGGGGCCUGCUCCCAUGGCUCCUGAUGCUCCCAUUGAGUCUCCGGCUCCCCUUGUCGUUGUUGAUGCCCCUCCGGGUGCCCCGAUCCUCGCUGUGCCGCUUGCCUAUGUCGCCCACGCUGCACCGAUCGCUGCUGUUGGUUCGUCCCUGCACGCGGUGUCCGCCACCACUGGCGGCCCGGGCCCAGGGGGGGUGGGGGGGGCCAUUGCGCUGUCGGCUCCCGUCUUACCGACUGCGGCGACAUCGGUGCCGCCCCCGGACGUCCAGGCGUCAGCCGUUCCUCCUCCUCCUACUCCCUCUGCAUCUGCUGUCGCUCAUGGGAACCGUAUGCUCCUGCCGUGGGUUCCUCCUGUGGUGGGUAUGGAGUUCGUGACCACGGCAGGAGGACCGGUGACGGCGCAGUAUCCAUCCCUACUGCCCGUGGCUCCUUCUCCUCCGGCUGCAACGGUGCCGGUACAGCCUCUGGUGGGGUCAUCUUCUUUAGCUGUGGUGCCGGAGGCGUCUCUGGGGCAGCUAUGGCGCCUCUCUGAGGGUCUGCGGGCUGUGCACCUGAUUCAGGUGUAUGGUCACGCGGCUCUCUCCCAGUGUGUUCCUCUGGAUGGUGGCCCUCAGGACGAGUGCUUGGAUGCCGCUGAUCGGCUGGCCGAGCUCCUGGCGCCCGUGUUGGCUGUGCCCGCGCGGGGUGGAUUUGCGGGCGUUGGACAGCUUGGGAUGGCAGUCCAUCGUCUGUGCCGGUUUUUGCGCACAGGGACUGCUGUCGACUUGAUCGGCGCAACCACAGUGGUGGUGCGCGAGCUUCAUCGCUCACUGACGGGUCUUCUCGCCAUCCUUGAUGCGGAUCAGAUGUAG
Molecule: messenger RNA, 981 nt
Organism: Closterium sp. Naga37s-1
Lineage: Eukaryota; Viridiplantae; Streptophyta; Zygnematophyceae; Desmidiales; Closteriaceae
Source: the annotation of a GenBank genome assembly